AUGGAGAGGUCAGUAGGCAAGGAAGCAGAGAGUUCCAACAGCAGAGACUGGGAUGUAUUGUUCUGUCUUUUUGCUAAAGCGAUUGCGGAUGAGAAUGACACGCGUAAAAUUCAAGCUUUGAUCAAGCUUGCAAGGAUGGCGAAACAUGCACCUGUUAGUCUAUUGGUACGUACUGUGCCAAUGUUAUUAGAGCUUCUCGGAAGCCCUCACCGUAACUCAAGUGCUACAGUUCAAGAAGCAUCAGCUUACUGCUUGAAAUGUAUUGCUUCUCAAGGUGAAAUGGCACAUCUUAUAGGUCAAGCAGGUGCCAUCCCUAUACUACUGAGACUGUUGCCAAAUUCUGAUGGGGAGUUCCAGAGGGCUUUGUUGAAGUGCCUCCGAAGUGUUAUAACAUUUUGGAUCCCAAAUCGUGUGAUCCUGGCUAGCCACGGUGGAUUGGAAACCGUUGUUGCUAUGCUUGAAACAAGCUCAGGCGAGUUUAAGUUGAUUCUGUUGGAAAUCUUGAGUUCAUUGGCUCUUGUAAGAGAGGUUAGGAAGUUUCUUUGGAAUUCAAGGAGAGUCAAUCUUCUUGUCGAAGCUGCUAGUCAUGGCAGCAUGAGUUCUAGAACUAGGGCUGCUCAGGCAAUUGGCUUACUCGGAUUGAUUAAAAGAGCAUGUCGUGCAUUUGUGGAUGUGGGCGUUGUACCAGUGCUAAUGCAUUUACUCACAGAGGGAAAUGCCACUGCGAAAGCGGUGGCUGGUAAUUCACUUGGUGUAAUCUCUUCUCAUGUCGAUUUCAUCAGACCUAUUGCUCAAGCAGGAGCUAUUCCUUUGUACGCUGAGCUUCUUUGUGGCUCUGAUCCUGCUGGCAAGGAAGUUGCAGAGGAUGUAAUUUGUGUGUUAGCUGUUAAUGAAGAGAAUGCAGUGGAAAUUGUUGAACACUUGGUCAGGAAUCUUAGAGGAGGCGAUGCCAGAGCUAAAGCUGCAGCUGCUGGUGUUAUAUGGGAUUUGUCGAGUUACAAGUACUCAUCUCCUGCAGUACGGAACAACUCUUGUGUCAUCCCAACCUUAGUUGAGCUUUUGGUGGAUGAGAACUUUGAUGUUAGAGAGAAAGCUGCUGGAGCUGUUGCUCAGUUGAGCCAAAAUAAGGCUGAUCGUGCAGCUCUUGCUAAUUCUGGAGCUAUACAACGGCUCAUCAGUAUGCUAGAAGCCGAGGCUGAUGUGCUGAGAGACGAUGCUGCAGAAGCACUUGUAAAUUUCUCUUUGGACCCAUCUCUUGGGGAGCAGAUCUCCUGUAUACUAGAGAAUCCUAUAUUCCAGAAUAUGCAGCAUAGAGUGAUGCAGAUGCGCGACGCUGAUCGACAUAUGGAGCCGUCUUUACAACACCCACUCACCUUGAAUCCUGCCCUCUCUAGAAUUUUACAUUAA
This is a messenger RNA of Salvia splendens (bonfire salvia), 1407 nucleotides long. Its product is annotated as ARM repeat superfamily protein. The transcript has a single exon. The record is from RefSeq and is a predicted model, not a curated record. NCBI's taxonomy places the organism in Eukaryota, Viridiplantae, Streptophyta, Magnoliopsida, Lamiales, Lamiaceae. The coding region runs from base 1 to 1407 and encodes 468 amino acids. Gene Ontology annotation, molecular function: protein binding.